Fonsecaea erecta is the source of this 1467-nucleotide messenger RNA. RefSeq lists its product as hypothetical. Bases 1 to 1467 code for a protein of 488 amino acids. Lineage: Eukaryota; Fungi; Ascomycota; Eurotiomycetes; Chaetothyriales; Herpotrichiellaceae. The transcript has a single exon. The record is from RefSeq and is a predicted model, not a curated record.
AUGGCUGAAGCUGUCAGGAUCUACGCAGAAUGCUCGAGGAUUCCGCAUCUUGCACUCUCCAUAUCUGCCAAGCGCGCAGCUGCUCGCUCCACGACGGCAUGUCUCAAUCAGCGGCAGCUUUUUUCGCGUGCAGUCGGGCGAUCCGAGCGGUCCGCACCUCGACAAGCUGCGAGGGCUACUCAUAGUUCCUCUUGUGGUCCUCCCUCACGCAGACAUGCCUCCACGAAGCAGACCGUCCCGAAAUUGAACGUCCCCCGACCAGGAUUGUCGCAACCGCAACAUAAAUCCAGACCAACCCUCCUCGACCGUGCGACCGCCCAAGAUGCCCUCGACGCCCUGGCCGCCCAGAACAGGAGACAGCGCAUCCACAUGUCCUCCAACACCUAUUUCUGGAUCACCUCGCUGUUUGGCUUCCUCCUCUCCACCUACGUUGCCUACACCUAUAUGUCCUACGCGCGCUCCGUGAAGGAGUACGAGAAUCUGGAUCUGCCGCAGAACGCCGACGUCUCUUCGCGAUGGAUGGAUCUUUCGAGAAACUUCGACGACGAGGUCGAGUUGUCAGAGAAGCUCAUGUUUCUGAGGAGCAAGAGGGAGAAGUUGUGCAGAGAGGCUCGGGGCAACGUGCUGGAAGUCAGUGCAGGCACGGGCAGGAAUAUGGAGCUCUACCGCUUAGACCCUCUCGUCACGCCGGAAGACAAGAGGGUGCAAAGCUUGACGUUCAAUGAUCUGAGCGAGAUCAUGCUGUCCCAGGCGCAGAAGAAGUUCGAGAAGCUGCAGGAAAGGGCGAAGGACAGGAGAAGAUUUUCGGGGCCGGUGCAAUUCGUGGUCGGCGACGCAAGUGACAAAAACCUCAUCAAGAGGCCCGAGGGCGGGUUUGACACAAUCAUUCAGACCAUGGGGAUUUGCAGCGAGACCAACCCGGUCGCAUUUCUGCGGCAGCUGGGAGAACUGUGCCGACAGCCCGGGGAGAAGAGCGCGGGUGUCGACAUGAAGAUCAUCGAAAAGGAAUCUCAGCAGUAUCUCGAGGAUAUCAAGAAACGUAGGGAUCAUGGUAUCUCAGAGGCAGAGCAGCAAAGGCAGCAAGAAGAGGACGCACUUGUCGCCGAGUACGGAGGGGAUCUGGGUGGGAAGAUCCUCCUCCUCGAACACGGCCGGUCCUACCUGGGACUCCUCAACCGGGUGCUGGAUAACGGGGCCAAGAUGCACGCUGACCACUAUGGGUGCUGGUGGAAUAAAGACAUCGAGCAAAUCGUCCGGGAUAGCGGGCUGAUCGUGGAGCGGAAAAGGAGAUAUCACUUCGGCACGACGUAUGAGUAUGUUCUUCGGCCGAGACCGAAGCCCAGAAGUGAAACUGAGACAGAGGAGAAGACGGGAGAGAAGCUCCAAAAUGGAAAGAAUGUGGUCGUAGAUUUGAGUCAGGGUGUGCAAGUCAAGAGAUGGACGGGCGGAUGGUUUGGCAGAAAUUAA